GUGAGAAACUAAACAUUCAUCAAACGAAACCUACUCCUCUUAGAUAUAAUAGAAGCACGAGGGGGAUUGAAGAGAAUAGAGAUGAUGAGAAGAGAAUUUAUUGAGAAGGCUUGUGUUGUGUCUUUGAAGGCUCACAAGUCACCAGAUAAGCCUUACCUUGUUGAAAAGAUCAGCAGAAGCGAAGUUAUCAUCUGCUUUCCAGGAUCAGAUGCUGUCAGGGAUUGGUAUUCUCAGACAAACUUUGGUCAAACCAAAAUCAAUCUCGAUCUCUUUCCCCCCCUCAGAAGCAUUGGUAAUGAUGAACCAGCUUUGGUCAAUGAAGCCUUUCUAAAAAGAUUCCAAGCUAUUUUGCUCAAACCAGCACUUCCAGCUGAGGUGAAGAAAGCAUUGAGUAAAAAUAAGCAAAUAGUGUUCGCAGGACACUCCUCUGGUGCUCCAGUGGCCAUUCUAGCAACCCUUUGGGCCUUGGAAAACUACCAAACUCCAAAAAACCAAUUUGGUAUCCCUCCUAAAUGUGUAACAUUUGGUUCUCCCUUAGUUGGGAAUCACAUAUUUUCCCAUGCCACAAGACGAGAAAAUUGGUCACACUACUUCUUUCAUUAUGUGAUGAGAUAUGACAUAGUGCCACGAAUCCUCCUUGCACCCAAAUCCAAUUCUCUCAUCAGUGAACCAAUUUCACAGUCCUUCAACCCCAAAUCCAAAGAUUUCAUGAGUGAAUCAGUUGGAAGAACCAAUGCAAAGGCAACAUCAGAUUUCUACGUUGCCAUAAUGUCAAAUGCUGCAACUGUCACAAACUAUGCUGCUAGCAAGUUAAUGGGCAGCACAGACACCACACUGCAAACUCUGGCAAAUUUUAUUCCCUUAAGCCCUUAUAGACCCUUUGGUACUUACAUUUUCUGCACUGGAAAUGGAAAGUUAGGAAAGCAAAUUGUGAUAAAUAAUCCAGAAGCAGUUCUGCAGGUACUGUUUUUCUCUGCUCAAUUAAGCACCGAAGAAACAGAAGCUGCUCAAAUUCCCUUUAGAAGCCUACGAGAUCAUGCGAUUUAUAGCACCGAACUUCAACAAAUGGGAACGCAGAGUGUUGUGAACUUGGAUCAACUCGACAAGAUUCCUUUGUCUGAAGAUGCUGCAGGUGGCUCUGUUUCAACCUUUAACGUAGCCUUAAAUGACCUUGGCCUGAGCCCAAGAGCAAGACUGUGCCUUCGUGCAGCAGCAGAGUUGGAGGCAAGGAGAUGUGACAACGAGAACAAACUGAAUCAGAAGAAAGGCUUUGUUGAGGAAAAAAUGAAGGAGCUUCAGAAAUACAGAGAAUUAUGGGAGCAUCAGAAAAAGGGUUUCUACGACGGCUUCAGGGAGCACAAGAAAGCCGAAGAUUUCAAAGCAAACGUGACAAGGCUAGACCUGGCAAGUGUGUUUGAUGAGAUGAUAGAAAAGCUAAGAAGUUACGAACUCCCAGAUGAGUUCGAAGGGAAGAAAGAAUGGAUUGAUCUUGGAACAAGGUUUAGGCAACUAGUGGAGCCUCUAGAUGUUGCAAACUAUUAUCGCCAUGCAAGGCAUUACGAGGAUGAUCAUUCUUCUUACAUGGUUAAGGGAGGAAGGCCAAGCCGUUAUAGGUACCCUCAAAGGUGGUUGGAACAUGCUGAGAGAAGACCACAUCAAGUUAUCUCAGAAUCUUGUUUCUGGGGUGAGGUGGAGGAAAUUGGGUACAAGACAAGUAACGGUAAUGGGUCGUUUGAGGAUGUUAAGGAGAGGGUUGAGAGAUUAGAGACUCAGAUCAAAGGAUGGAGUGUGACAGGGGUUUUGGCUAAGGAUGUUUUGUUGGAGGGUUCUACCUUUGUCAAGUGGUGGAAAGCUUUGCCUCAACAUCACAAGGAACAAUCAUGCAUUAGAAAUCUUAUUUGAGAGUGACACGAUACGAGACAAACAUGCAUUCCAAGUUUACUCUCAGCUUGUGUCUUGCCUGAGAGUGAACGUUUUUGUUUUUGUUUCUAUUGUUUUCUUAUUUAUUUUCUUUUUUCUUUUUUGUUGGUUACUUCUCUUCUGUGGUUUGUCAUAAACAUCAUGAGCUUUCUGUCUGUUCUCUUCUGUGGUUUGUCAUAAAAAUAUUUUUUUAAUUAGACUAAUUAAUUCA
Molecule: messenger RNA, 2131 nt
Organism: Cajanus cajan (pigeon pea)
Lineage: Eukaryota; Viridiplantae; Streptophyta; Magnoliopsida; Fabales; Fabaceae
Product: protein EDS1L
Biological process (GO): lipid metabolic process; defense response
Source: RefSeq, a predicted model, not a curated record